CAAAAUGAAAACAGACAUGCUCUGCAAAAACUGCUUUGUGUUUUCUAUAUCACCUCCUCUCUGUUUUCUUCGCCAUAUCCCUUUUCUUCUUCUUCUUCUUCAUCUUCUUCUUAUCAGUUGAUAAUCCUUUGAACCAUUUGUCUUUUUUUAGAAGCUUGAAAUCCAAGAACUUGCAACCCCACUUUUUCUUUUCGUUUCAGGCUCCUUGUGUGCGUGUGAAUAUGGGAAUUCCCAGAGAGGUGAUAUAGAAUUAUGUGAAGAAAGAUUGCUCGGAAAUGGCGUGUGUUGAUGUUCAUGGUAACGGUAUUAAAUCCCCGGUGGUCGAAAUGCAGGAGCCCAGUAUUGAUACGGAUAAAUUGAGCUACGAGAUUUUCUCCAUUUUGGAGAGCAAGUUUUUGUUCGGUUACGAUGAUCGGAAGCUAUGGGUUCCGAAGCAGAUUGCUGAGCCCAAGAAUGGUGUCGUUGCCGCCGUUGACGAGAGCGGUGUUCAGGCGAUAAAGAAUCAGAGGGGGAAAAUCUGCAUUCUCAGCGUCGACGGCGGCGGGAUGCGGAGCAUUUUAUCUGGUAAAGCGCUUUCGUAUUUGGAAACGGCGUUGAAGAAUAAGUCGGGGAAUCCAGACGCCAGAAUCGCAGAUUAUUUCGACGUCGCAGCCGGAACCGGGGUCGGAGGUAUCUUUACGGCGAUGCUCUUCGCGGCCAACGAUAAGAAUCGCCCGAUUUUCCACGCCGACGACACGUGGAAGUUCCUCUCUGCGGAGGGCAAGAAAGUCUACCGCCCGUCUAAGGCACGCAAUCCCAAGGUGAGGUUCUUCAGGCGGUUUUUUCGCAAAACCGGCGCCUCCGGAGGUUCAUCCAUCGGCGGCUUGGAGAAGGCGAUGAAGGAGGCCUUCAGGGACGAAAAAACCGGGCGUAGCUUAACGUUGAAAAACACGCUGAAACCGGUUCUGAUCCCGUGCUACGAUUUAUCCAGUUCGGCCCCGUUUUUGUUCUCCAGGGCCGACGCCUUAGAAACAGACAGCUAUGAUUUCAAUCUCUGGGAGGUGUGCUUGGCUACCUCAGCCGAACCUGGUGUAUUCGACCCGAUUUGCAUGAAGUCGGUAGACGGGUCAACCCGGUGUGUCGGUGUAGACGGCGGGCUGGCGAUGAACAACCCGACGGCGGCGGCGAUAACGCACGUGCUGCAUAACAAGCAGGAGUUUCCGUUUGUGAGAGGCGUGGAGGAUAUUUUGGUGCUUUCGCUCGGGGCAGGCGGGCAGCUGCUCGAGGGCAGCUUUGACUACGAGCAGGUGAAGAAAUGGAAGGCCAAGGAUUGGGCUAGGCCCUUGUCCCGGAUUUCCGGCGAGGGCUCGGCGGAGCUGGUUGACCACGCGGUGGCUAUGGCGUUCGGCCAGAACCGCAGUAGUAAUUACGUCCGCAUUCAGGCCAAUGGAUCCAGCGGCAGCAGGUGUGGGGCAAAUGUCGAUUCAGAUCCCAGUCCGAGCAAUGUAAACAUGCUAAUCGGAAUAGCAGAUGAAAUGCUGAAACAGAAAAAUGUCGAAUCAGUCCUCUUCAAUGGCAAGAGGAUCGGAGAGCAAAGCAAUUCCGAGAAGCUCGACUGGUUUGCCGAGCAACUUGUGCUUGAGCAUCAGAGGAGGAGUUGCAGGAUAGCUCCCACUGUUGCAUUCAAGCAAGCUACCCCAAAACCAUCUUAAACCAGUUCCAGAAAGUCAUAAAAAAUACCCCUUUCAAAAGAAAAAACAAAACGGUAUAAAGAUGUAUGAAUAUGGCAAAAAUCCCAAAAAAAAGAGAAAAAAGAAAAAGGGAUUAAUUGAAGAAGAAAAGUAAUAUAGUGGCUUUUACUUUUGAGGAGGAGAUAGUAGUAGGAGCCUUCCUGUGUGGAAAGGACUUUCAACUGUAAAAAAUCAAAAGAAAAGUGGUGUGGGAUCUUUGGUGGGAUUCUUUGCCUGCCACUUAUGUUGGUCAAAAAAUAGAAAUUAUUAUAAUUUGUAAUUUGUCUUUGUGCAAAGUAUGUAAUUUGUUUUUAUUUUUAUUUUUUUGUUUGACCUCUCCUAUUUGUGUGUUGGAAGUGGUGGGCUUUUGCCAUAUACAGAAAGCCUUUAAAAUUUUAGCUUAA
Messenger RNA from Sesamum indicum (sesame), 2113 nucleotides. RefSeq names its product patatin-like protein 6. NCBI's taxonomy places the organism in Eukaryota, Viridiplantae, Streptophyta, Magnoliopsida, Lamiales, Pedaliaceae. The record is from RefSeq and is a predicted model, not a curated record. Gene Ontology annotation, biological process: lipid metabolic process.